UUUGCAGGUGCUGAUAUUGUGCAGUGGCUUAUGAAGAACCUCAGCAUUGAGGAUCCAGGGGAAGCAAUACACUUGGGAAGUCUUAUCGCUGCACAGGGUUAUGUCUUUCCAAUCUCAGAUCAUGUCCUUACCCUGAAAGAUGAUGGGACGUUCUAUCGUUUUCAGGCACCGUACUUUUGGCCUUCAAACUGCUGGGAACCAGAAAACACAGAUUAUGCCAUCUAUCUUUGCAAACGGACCAUGCAGAACAAAGCUAGGCUGGAGCUGGCGGAUUAUGAAGCCGAAAACUUAGCAAGACUUCAGAGAGCAUUUGCAAGAAAGUGGGAGUUCAUCUUCAUGCAAGCUGAGGCUCAAGUGAAAAUCGACAGGAAAAAGGAUAAAACAGAAAGAAAGAUUUUGGACAGCCAGGAAAGAGCAUUCUGGGAUGUGCACAGGCCUGUGCCAGGCUGUGUGAACACCACAGAAAUGGACAUUAGAAAGUGUCGUCGUAUGAAAAACCCACAGAAGGUGAAAAAGUCAGUAUAUGGGGUUACAGAGGAGUCUCAGCCCCAAAGCCCUGUACACAUGCCCUCCCAACCUGUACGCAAAACUACAAAAGAGGAUUUCCGGAAACAGAUAACUUUCCUGAACAUGCAAAUAGAGAGACAUUGUUUAAAGAUGUCCAAAGUAGCAGAAAGUUUAAUAGCCUACACAGAGCAAUAUGUGGAAUAUGACCCCUUUAUACCUCCUGCUGAACCUUCCAAUCCCUGGAUAAGUGAUGAUGCAGCGUUGUGGGACAUCGAAAUGAGCAAAGAACCUAGUCAACAGCGUGUGAAAAGGUGGGGCUUCUCCAUGGAUGAAGUGCUGAAGGACCCAGUAGGACGAGACCAGUUCCUUCGUUUUCUGGAAUCAGAAUUCAGUUCAGAAAACCUCAGGUGA
Pterocles gutturalis (yellow-throated sandgrouse) is the source of this 918-nucleotide messenger RNA. RefSeq names its product regulator of G-protein signaling 6 (gene RGS6). NCBI's taxonomy places the organism in Eukaryota, Metazoa, Chordata, Aves, Pterocliformes, Pteroclidae. The annotation marks the transcript as partial. Gene Ontology annotation, biological process: intracellular signal transduction; G protein-coupled receptor signaling pathway; regulation of G protein-coupled receptor signaling pathway. The record is from RefSeq and is a predicted model, not a curated record. The transcript has 11 exons.